Nelumbo nucifera (sacred lotus) is the source of this 958-nucleotide messenger RNA. Its product is annotated as Cyclophilin-like peptidyl-prolyl cis-trans isomerase family protein. Gene Ontology annotation, biological process: protein peptidyl-prolyl isomerization; protein folding. NCBI's taxonomy places the organism in Eukaryota, Viridiplantae, Streptophyta, Magnoliopsida, Proteales, Nelumbonaceae. Gene Ontology annotation, molecular function: peptidyl-prolyl cis-trans isomerase activity. Gene Ontology annotation, cellular component: catalytic step 2 spliceosome. The record is from RefSeq and is a predicted model, not a curated record.
GUCAUUAAAACGCUUAUAUAUCUUCUCGAACCCCUGUUACAACCAACCGUGUUUGGGCCGUCCAAGUUCAAGCGGAUUUUCUGCCCUCCACUCGGACAAAGCGCAAAAUGUCAGUUACGUUGCAUACAAAUCUCGGCGACCUAAAGUGCGAGAUCUCGUGCGACGAGGCUCCCAAAACAGCCGAGAAUUUCUUGGCUCUCUGUGCUAGUGGUUACUAUGAUGGUACUAUAUUCCACCGAAAUAUUAAAGGUUUUAUGAUCCAAGGUGGGGAUCCAACAGGCACUGGCAAAGGUGGGACCAGUAUUUGGGGAAAAAAGUUCAAUGAUGAGAUACGGGAGUCUCUCAAGCAUAAUGCAAGAGGAAUACUUUCAAUGGCUAAUAGUGGACCCAACACCAAUGGAAGUCAGUUUUUCAUCACCUAUGCGAAGCAGCCACAUCUGAACGGAUUGUACACUGUGUUUGGAAGAGUAAUUCAUGGGUUUGAAGUCCUCGAUCUAAUGGAAAAAACUCAAACUGGACCUGGGGAUCGACCUCUUGCCGAGAUCAGGUUGAACCGUGUAACCAUCCAUGCAAAUCCACUUGCUGGCUAAGACCAAUGUCAUCGGAAAUCUGUCUUCAUUUCUCAGCUCUGACCUACCUGGACUAUUUACCUUGUUGAAUUCCUGGUGGGCUCAGGAAGCAAUUGACACUGAUUGGAUAAAGCUUCUGGAAUACCUUCUCACUUGUGCUUUUGAUUUUAUAUCCAAUUGUUUUGAAGGGAAAAAAUUAAUGAGAAGUUAGUACUUAAUAGGGGUUAUUGGUGCUUAACUGUAAAAUGAUGUAUAGCAGCAGGCUGAAAACCAAAGAUAUGUCCUUGCACUCCUUGACAAUCUGGUAAGAUCCAAGAAAAGCCCCUUCGAAGUUCAGAUUGCAACCUUUCAAUAUAGGUAUAUUAUGAUGUUUGGUAGCUUUAAUGUCA